GGAAGACUAUGUAGAAGAUCCAUGGAUGUGAUGAAGAAGAAAAGGAAGAAGGCCGAUGUUAGAGAAGAGAUUGAAGAUGGCAUUAGAAGGAGAGAGGCGCCCCCUAAUGAUCAGAACAACGCAGCAAUCAAAGCUGAACCUGGAGAUAACAUCAUUCUGCCAUGUAAAGAUCCUGAUCAGCUAAACAUCAGAAUCGCAGAGUGGAAGAGAACCGAUCUGRGAYCAUCAGAUCWUGUCCUCCUGUACAAAGAUAAUCAGCUUGAUCCYGGAGCCCAGCAUCCAUCYUACAGGGACCGAGUUGAUCUGCUGUGUAAUCAGUUAAGGAAAGGAGACGUGUCUCUGAUUCUGAAGAACACGACGACUGAUGACAGCGGGACGUAUGAAUGUCGAGUUGAUACAGAAAAACAUGUGGGGGAACUGAUCAGCACCAUCAGCCUCCAGGUUUCUCCUCCUCCUCCUCUUCCUCCUCCAGAACCGUUUCCAGUCUGGGCCACAGUUCUACUGGUUCUACUGGUUCUGGGUCUGGUUGCUGCUGCAGGAGUUUCUGUUUAUUUAUGGCUCCCCUGGAAACCAGACCCAGAACAGGUGGAGGUGGAAUCAGGGAAGGAGUCUGUUAAGCUGCCCUUAAAGGUCCCACGUUUCCUGUGGUUCUGUAAAUACAGACUGUCUGUGGCUAAAGUGGAGUGGAAGGAUGGAGACAACAGGACCGUCCAUGUGUAUCAGAWCGGUUCUGAUCAGCCUGGAGAACAGAACCAGCGCUACAAAACCAGAACCAGGAUGAACCUGUUGAAGAAUGGAGACCUCAGUCUGACUCUGUCAUGGCCGACUGAGGGAGACAGAGGGACCUACAGCUGCAGCGUCUACAACAGGAAGGGACACGUCCUGAUGGAAAAAAAAUUCUGCCUAAAGGUCAAAGAACCCUGAAUCCUUCCAGAACCC
Molecule: messenger RNA, 939 nt
Organism: Poecilia reticulata (guppy)
Lineage: Eukaryota; Metazoa; Chordata; Actinopteri; Cyprinodontiformes; Poeciliidae
Source: RefSeq, a predicted model, not a curated record